ACCAGUAAGGUCUGGUAACCAGGCAUAUUCCACCGACCUCUUCACCCCCAUAAUAAAGAUAUUAUACACGAAAGCUAUCAAAUCCCCCUCCCCCCUAAAAAAAAAGGCUUUUUAGUGUUCAAGAAGCCUACACAAUGAGGAUAAUCACGCUAGUGGUGGUGGUGCUAUUAUCGGUAACCACGCACGCUACAAUCUUCACUAAGCGCGUCAUCAGUGAGGACGCCACCUACCUCAAUGAUGUUGGCGCCGAGUGCGACAGGCAGAGUCCGUGUGGCUGGGAGAUCUACGGCGACCUUCGACGGCAUGUCUACUAUCUACGGAACGAGUGUGACUGCCCCUCGGGCACUCGCUGCAUCAGGGUCGAGGACGAUAUCCUGCAGGAGGCCUACGUCUACAAGUGUCGUAGGAUCGGCUCACCCAAGUACUGAAGAAUGGACGAACAACCUCCAGGAGGGAAGGACAUGGAGCCGGAACCCCUUCACGGCAUUGGACCACUUCUGAAAGAACUUUAGGACAAACUGUAUAAAUAAUUUUGGUGCAUAUGUAUGGGUGUGUUUAGGGAGCGAAAGCCAUUCGUUGUAUGUAACAACAGCCUGUUAAUGGCUGUUUUUAAGUGGGAAAGAACUAUGAUAUUUGCGAAUUAGAUAUUCAUAAAAAAGAGCAUAUUAGGAUACCAAUAUAUUAACAUGGUCUUAAAUUAUAUUUUUAAAACUGAUUAUAAACAAGAUUAAGAUGUUAAUACUUAUGCUUAUAUACAUAAGCGGGGCUUUAACAGCUGCCAUGCUCACUACGCCACUGAGAGGUUGGACAAAAAUAUGUAACAAGGCUAUAUACACCAAGAGAUAUAUACCCCCUCUUCUUGAUGCAUAUACACUGAGUUUACUUUAGUCCAGGAUAAUAUUCAAGCCUAAAGUUUACCUGCUGGUUGGUUAGCGAGCUAUUGUGGUGAUUAGUAACUGGUUGACGGCCGAGAUGUAAACUGAGGUUGACGGCCGAGAUGUAAACUGAGGUUGACGGCCGAGAUGUAAACUGAGGUUGACGGCCGAGAUGUAAACUGAGGAUGACGGCCGAGAUGUAAACUGAGGUUGACGGCUGAGAUGUAAACUGAGGAUGACGGCCGAGAUGUAAACUGAGGUUGACGGCCGAGAUGUAAACUGAGGUUGACGGCCGAGAUGUAAACUGAGGUUGACGGCCGAGAUGUAAACUGAGGAUGACGGCCGAGAUGUAAACUGAGGUUGACGGCCGAGAUGUAAACUGAGGAUGACGGCCGAGAUGUAAACUGAGGUUGACGGCCGAGAUGUAAACUGAGGUUGACGGCCGAGAUAGAUAUCGCAACAUAAAUGUUAAAAAACACAUCUUCAGUCAGAACAAAUGUUUCUAUA
Messenger RNA from Procambarus clarkii (red swamp crayfish), 1382 nucleotides. RefSeq lists its product as uncharacterized. The record is from RefSeq and is a predicted model, not a curated record. NCBI's taxonomy places the organism in Eukaryota, Metazoa, Arthropoda, Malacostraca, Decapoda, Cambaridae.